Molecule: messenger RNA, 1266 nt
Organism: Heterobasidion irregulare TC 32-1
Lineage: Eukaryota; Fungi; Basidiomycota; Agaricomycetes; Russulales; Bondarzewiaceae
Exons: 9
Coding region: 138-1055 (305 amino acids)
Source: RefSeq, a predicted model, not a curated record
GCGGCAACUCGGCGACAGGUCUCUCUACUCCAUUCUUCGUUCACACUCCACGUCCGUCUACCCAUUCUUACUCGCAGCGGCUGGCCUCUGCGUCCUGAUUUUUUCUGAUCUAUCCUGAUCUAUAAUCGAGAAGCAUUAUGGCUACCUACCGAGACCCUUACGCUGGCCAGGCGAGCCAGCAUCAACAGCAGUACCAAGACGGGCCAGAAUACAACUUAUACAAUACGCAUCAACCUCAUGGGACAUACGACAACGGAGGAUACGACGACGGUUAUAGAGAUGAGCCUGCAAUCAUUUCUGCCAACCAGUCUCAGGAGAGACUGGACCGCAAUAAAGAGGGAAAUGGAUUUGAGGAAGAUUAUGGCACUCCUAUUCCAAGAGCAAGGACCUCACGCAAUUUGAGAGCAUGGCGAUAUGAGAACCGAGGUCAGAUGUGGACGAAGGGCGGGCGCGGGAGGUGCAUAGGGAGAUUUUGUUGCUGCACACUCCUCGUUGCCGUAUUCCUCAUCAUCAGCAUCAUUCUGUCCUUGGCAUUGUGGAUUCGACCGCCCAGUGUUAACAUUGGUGACGUGCAGGCUCCCUCGAAUGGAAGCACGCUCCAAGAACUAGACAACGGGUUGCAGCUCAAUUUGAACGUCAUCAUAGGCGUUGAAAACCCCAAUUACUUCGCCGUCGAUUUCAAGAGUAUUAAGGCGGAAAUCUUUUUCCCAAUAAAUGAUACACUGAUUGGCAGCGGCCAAGCCAACAAUGUCAAUUUCCCCUCCCAUUCAAACACUAAUUUCACCUUCCCCUUCGACAUCAAAUACACUACCGACAUCGACCCUUCCCAGCAAAUCAUUUCUACCAUCGCGACGAAGUGUUUGUCUAAUCCUCAACAACAGCUCACAGUCUCGUACAAGAUCACCCUCGGACUGCGAAUCCUCCUCGUCACCAUACAUCCCACAAUCAGCAAUAAUCUGAGCUUCGACUGUCCUAUAUCAGCCGACGAGAUCCAGAGUGUCCUCAAAAACAUGGGCAUCAGUGGUCUGAGCUCCAUCUUAGGAGGCUCCACUUAGAAUUUUUCAUUCAGCUAGUUGCAUGCUUUCCGUUUGCUCACGCUCUCAUAUUGGACAAUGGACUUCGUACGCCAUGUACAAUAUCACGACAUCUGCGAUACUUGCUUUCUCGUUUACUGCUACUUUUUCUAACGGACAAUCAGACAUCAGGAACCUUGUCUGAGUAUGAUGGCCUUCUACCAAUGUCAAAAUUGUUCCAUGUUCUCCGAGU